This is a messenger RNA of Suricata suricatta (meerkat), 2095 nucleotides long. It is a transcript of the gene NUDT9, whose product is annotated as nudix hydrolase 9. Bases 294 to 1346 code for a protein of 350 amino acids. Gene Ontology annotation, molecular function: ADP-ribose diphosphatase activity. NCBI's taxonomy places the organism in Eukaryota, Metazoa, Chordata, Mammalia, Carnivora, Herpestidae. The transcript is spliced from 8 exons. Gene Ontology annotation, cellular component: mitochondrion. The record is from RefSeq and is a predicted model, not a curated record.
UGUGCACCUGGGCGUUACGGAGUCCGCGUCGCAGUUCCGCAGCCCCGGACCCUGGGCGUCACUGUGCCCCGUGUUAAUUUGGUUCUCUGCGUCUCGCUGUUGGAAGUGGCGUAUUAUUUUGGGAGGGCGCCUGGUUUUGUGUAUUUCUGAGAAAGACGUUGAUACUCCUUCCUGGGAACGGGAGGACGGCCCGGUCCUAGUGCCCACUAGAUCCCUAGGGCUGCGGGGCGGACGGAGCUUGUGGCCCUAGCUGAGGGUGACCUCACUCCGCGAAGCCGCCCGCGGGGGCGCCGAUGGCCGAACGUAUCCUGGGAAAGACUUUAGCCACGGUGUCUCUCUCUGUGGCCUUGGCCUCUGUGACUGUCAGGUCCUCGGGCGGUUGCAGCAUUCCGGCGUGCAGAAACUCAUUUUUAUCCUGUGGGUUUCAUCUUUACUCCAACAGCAUGUCUAGUUCUAGUGGUGCCCAAGAGAAUUCCCACAACAAGGCUCGGACGUCUCCGUACCCGGGCUCAAAAGUCCAACGCAGCCAGGUCCCUAAUGAGAAAGUAGGGUGGUUUGUUGAGUGGCAAGACUAUAAUCCUGUGGAAUACACUGCUGUCUCUGUCUUGGCAGGACCCAGGUGGGCCGAUCCUCAGAUCAGUGAAAGCAACUUCUCUCCCAGGUUUAAUGAAAAGGAUGGGCAUGUUGAGAGAAAGAGCCAGAAUGGUCUAUAUGAGAUUGAAAAUGGAAGACCCAGAAAUCCUGCAGGACGGACAGGACUGAUUGGCCGGGGGCUUUUGGGGCGAUGGGGCCCAAAUCAUGCUGCGGAUCCCAUUAUAACCAGGUGGAAAAGAGAUAAAAGUGGGAAUAAAAUUACCCAUCCUGCUUCUGGGAAAAACAUCUUACAGUUUGUGGCAAUAAAAAGGAAAGACUGUGGAGAAUGGGCAAUCCCAGGGGGGAUGGUGGAUCCAGGAGAGAAAAUCAGUGCUACACUGAAAAGAGAAUUUGGUGAGGAAGCUCUCAACUCCCUACAGAAAUCCAGUGCAGAAAAGAGAGAAUUAGAGAAACAGUUGCACAAACUCUUCAGCCAGGAGCAUCUCGUGAUAUAUAAAGGAUAUGUUGAUGAUCCUCGAAAUACUGAUAAUGCAUGGAUGGAGACAGAAGCUGUGAACUACCAUGAUGAGACAGGUGAGAUAAUGGAUAACCUUACCCUAGAAGCUGGAGAUGAUGCCGGAAAAGUGAAAUGGGUGGACAUCAGUCAUCGACUCCAGCUUUAUGCCAGUCACUCUCAGUUCAUCAAACUCGUGGCAGAGAAACGGGAUGCACACUGGAGUGAGGACUCUGACGCUGACUGUCGCGGGCUGUAGCCGCAUCUCUGACGGCCGCGGGCCAGCAGAGGAGCAGGCGCUGAAGAGAAGGCGGUACAGCAGCGCUCACAGGAUAAAGGGGGGCAGGGUCGGUCACUUUGAAAUUGUUUCAUUCACUUUUAAAACUUUGCAUUUCGAAGAUUUUCAUCAGAAUAAAAUUAGUAAAUACAGUGAAAUGCAACACAUAAUGUUCUGCUUUCCAGGCAAAAGAAAAACAACAACAUAUUUCGUAUGUAUUCUAUUUAAGCAUGGUUUAAACCAAAUCUAAACAACUGAUGCUCUUUGAAGAACCAUAAUCUGAAUAACAUGAAAUUUAGGGUCAGCUGUAACUUCUGCUUUCCAUCUAUUUCUUAUUUGUCGGUUUUUUUUCUUUUUUUCCCUUUUGAUCUAGGGUCUGAAGGAUGUUUCUGCCAUUUCAGACUCUUUUAGGAGGGCACUGCCACUGUCUAAUCUAACCGAUCUUUAAAUUAUUGCUUCAUAUUUUGCUUUAUGUGAUCUUGUUGAAGUGGAUUCCAAAAAUGGUAACUUUAUGUUUUGACUCUAAAGGCAUCAGUUUUUUCAGGAAAUCUUAGCCACUCUUUUAGUUAAUAAAGAUCAAGAUCAAUGAACAACAGUUCACAUUCUCAUUUUUCAAAAAUUCUGAAUUUAAAACUGUGUCCAGGAAAUUAGUAAUUUAAAUUGAUGUAUUUAUUUCACUCUACUGUAACUGUAUGUAUCAUAAAUGAAUUAAAAAUAGACAUUCAGGGGCA